AUGGCAAAGCAACCCAACCUCUACAGUUACCCCACUGUCGAUGAGGUCGCAGCCAACCUGCGCACCUACAUUCUCCAUGCACAGAAAGCCGCCUUGAACCGUCAUGAUGCGUUUAAGAUCGCAGUCUCGGGUGGCAGCUUGCCAGCCACUCUGGCCAAAGCCCUCCUUAUUCCAGGUAACAACGAAGAUGCAUCGCAAAGCCCCCAGUUUUCCAAGUGGCACAUAUAUUUCGCCGACGAACGUGCUGUACCCCUCGAUCAUGAAGACAGCAAUUAUGGUCUCCUGAAGAAAGAUCUACUUGACAAAAUCCCUGCCGAACAAGGCGCACCCCAUGUAUAUCCCAUCAAUCUCAAAUAUCUCGACAAUACCCAAGAGCUCGCCGAUCAAUAUCAGGAAGUCCUCAUGUCCGGAUUCGCCAACAAGGAUAGUGUCCGCCUACCCAUUUUCGAUCUCAUUCUCCUCGGUUGUGGUCCGGACGGUCACACCUGCAGUCUUUUCCCUGGCCAUGAACUACUCCGAGAGGCUGAUGCUUGGGUCGCAAGCAUUGAAGAUAGCCCCAAACCGCCCCCACGGAGAAUUACACUUACGCUACCUGUCGUGACACAUGCACACAAGAUCGCUUUCGUGGCCACGGGCGGUGGAAAGAAAGAAAUCCUGAAGAAGAUCCUUGAAGCCGACGAUGAGGGCCGCAAUCUACCGUGUGGACUCGUCAAUGAGGGCGCUGGCGAAAAAGUUUCAUGGUUCACCGACAGUGCGGCCGUCGAAGGAGUUGCGUUCCCUAGGAGGGGCAGUUUGUGA
Exophiala bonariae is the source of this 798-nucleotide messenger RNA. RefSeq lists its product as uncharacterized. NCBI's taxonomy places the organism in Eukaryota, Fungi, Ascomycota, Eurotiomycetes, Chaetothyriales, Herpotrichiellaceae. The record is from RefSeq and is a predicted model, not a curated record. The transcript has a single exon. Bases 1 to 798 code for a protein of 265 amino acids. Gene Ontology annotation, biological process: pentose-phosphate shunt; carbohydrate metabolic process. Gene Ontology annotation, molecular function: 6-phosphogluconolactonase activity.